Messenger RNA from Uloborus diversus, 2331 nucleotides. Its product is annotated as phospholipid-transporting ATPase IA-like. The record is from RefSeq and is a predicted model, not a curated record. Gene Ontology annotation, molecular function: magnesium ion binding; ATPase-coupled intramembrane lipid carrier activity; ATP hydrolysis activity. Gene Ontology annotation, cellular component: plasma membrane. Bases 1 to 2043 code for a protein of 680 amino acids. The transcript is spliced from 24 exons. Gene Ontology annotation, biological process: phospholipid translocation. Lineage: Eukaryota; Metazoa; Arthropoda; Arachnida; Araneae; Uloboridae.
AUGAGGCCAGGAAAUUAUGGUGAUCUUAAUGAACCAGAAGAUGACGAUGAUGAUGAUCAGACUUCAGGUGUCACAGAAUUGCCUGAUAUUUCAGAACAUCGGAUUAUUUAUUUAAAUUCUCUGCAAAAGCAAAAGUUUUGUAACAACACCAUUAGGAAUGGUCUGUGGCUGUGGAUUAAAUGGACAGACGUUGCUGUCGGAGAUAUUGUAAAAAUUACUAGUGGCCAAUUUUUUCCGGCAGAUCUUGUGCUUUUAUCUUCUAGUGAACCUCAUGCUAUGUGCUAUAUUGAAACUGCCAAUCUGGAUGGAGAAACAAAUUUAAAGAUUAGACAAGGUCUUCCAGAAACAGGGAAAUGGCUGACUCCGAGAGAUUUAGAACGUUUAAGAGGCACAGUAGAAUGUGAAAGUCCAAAUAGGCAUCUGUAUGAAUUUACCGGAAACCUGAGGAUAUCUGGUAAACAAGCAUUGCCACUUGGAGCUGAUCAGUUGCUUCUGCGAGGGGCCAAAAUGAGAAAUACAAAUUGGGUAUUUGGUCUUAGGACACUAUGCCUUGCAGUUGCCGACAUAUCACCAGAGGUUUAUGAAGAAUGGAAGCAUACUUAUUAUAAAGCCAGUACAGCUCUUCAAUACAGAGAAAGAAAGAUUCAGGAUGCUGCUCAACUCAUUGAAACUAAUUUAACUCUUCUUGGAGCUACUGCCAUUGAAGAUAAAUUGCAGGAGGGUGUUCCAGAAGCUAUUUCUGACUUGCUAAAAGCAGAUAUAAAGUUCUGGGUUUUGACGGGUGAUAAGCAAGAAACUGCAAUAAAUAUUGGCUAUUCAUGCAAACUCUUGACACAAACAAUGGCUCUUCUUGUCAUUAAUGAAACUAGUUUAGACAAUACAAGAGAAGCUAUAGGAAGACACAUUCAUGAUUUUGGUGACUUGUUAAGAAGAGAACAUGAUGUUGCUUUAAUUAUAGAUGGAAAAACAUUGAAAUAUGCUUUAUCAUCUGAUGUCAGAAGAGAUUUUGUAGAUAUUGCUUUGUCAUGUAAAAGUGUUAUUUGUUGUAGAGUGUCUCCUAUUCAAAAGGCUGAAGUUGUUGAAAUGGUACAUUGUGCUACUAAUACUGUAACUUUGGCCAUAGGAGAUGGUGCAAAUGAUGUUGCAAUGAUACAGGCCGCUCAUGUUGGCAUUGGUAUCAGUGGAUAUGAAGGCUUGCAAGCAACUUGUGCUUCUGACUACUCUAUAGCUCAGUUUCGCUUUUUGACGAGAUUGUUACUUGUUCAUGGUGCAUGGAGUCAUGCACGUUUAUGCAAACUCAUCUUGUAUUCAUUUCAUAAAAACAUCUGCUUGUAUGUUAUUGAGCUGUGGUUUGCCAUGGUCAGUGGCUGGUCUGGACAAACCCUUUUCGAACGGUGGACUAUUGGCUUAUAUAAUGUUAUAUUUACAGCUGCCCCGCCGUUGGCCAUAGGUUUGUUUGACCGUACUUGCAGCGCAGAAACUAGGCUGAAAUUCCCUGCCUUAUACAAAACUUCUCAGACAUCUGAAUUUUUCAAUGUUCAUGUUUUUUGGAUAUGGAUAUUUGAUUCCAUAGCCCAUUCUAUGCUGCUGUUUUGGCUUACAUAUUUAAGUAUAGAUCAUGAUAUUGUCUGGGCCAAUGGUAAAGAUGGUGGUUACCUCGUUUUUGGAAAUAUUGUAUAUACACUUGUAGUUGUUACCGUUUGCUUAAAAGCAGGAUUAGAAAUGUAUGCCUGGACAUGGCUUACACACUUGGCAAUAUGGGGCAGCAUAGCAAGCUGGUUCAUAUUUUUGUGGGGCUAUAGCAAUUGUUGGCCCACUUUACCUAUUGCUGCAGACAUGGUUGGCAUGGACCAUAUGGUGCUUUCAUCUGGUGUAUUUUGGACCAACCUCUUAAUUAUUCCAAUAAUUGCAUUACUUGGAGAUUUCACAUACAAAGUAUUACGAAGAACUAUAUGUAAAAGUUUGGCAGAAGCUGUACGCGAAAGUGAGAUUGCCAAUGCUGACCCUUCAACAGUGAUGGUUCAUGCAACAAAACAGAGGUGACUUUAAUGUGUCUAUUUUCGAAGGAAAAUAUAGACACAAUUUAUAAUAUUCUUCGCAUCAGAAAAACUGUUGAGUUUUGAAAAAACAUUUUAAAUGUGAAGCCAAACUUUUGACUUUACCUUCAUAUAACUGUGAUACUCUUUGUGCACAGCUAUAUUUUUAUUGUAAUUGCAAAUUUAGGCUUAAUUGAAAAAAUCAUAGGAAAUGAAAGGAAAUGCUUGUGAAUAGAAUGUACGAAGAGAUCAAAUUGCAUUUAGUUUUGCCAAUUACCACAUCGUUUGUGUUCAU